GCCCACUAUGUCAACAGCCUCCUUAGGACACCCCUUUCUGCAGCCUUAAUCCCCACCCUAGCCAGCACCACACACACUUCAACUAAGGUGACCUUCCCAUCAUUUCUACCCAGCCUUUCCCCUGCUUAAACUGCUUCACUGUCCUCCUCCCCACCACCUUCCCCAUUCCCCUCCCAUCGUAAGGGUCACAUUGUCAAAUUCCAACCCCUUCACUUGGAUCGCAAGGCCUUUGGUGUGCAGUGCCUGUCCUGUAAACCUCACCAGUCGCCUGCCUCACCUCUCCUUGCCUGCUGCUGCUAGGUUCCAGCUGUUCUGUCCUGACUCCAGGCCUCUGUACGCUGCCCCUCUGUCCUGGAAAGAGCAGUCUUCUCCACCCUUCACCGCCCCACUCAUUUGUUCUUAUGCCUUUUUUUCAGGUAUCUUUCCCCAAUUACCUGCCCCAGACCCCAACCUGACUGGGUUAGAGGCUCCUCCUGCUGACUGCAAUUGCCUGGUUCCAUUCCCUGCUUCCUCCUGGGGUAUGAGUUAGUGCAGCCCAGUCUAGUGGGGGACAUAGUCAUCCUCUAAUGCCUGGUUCCAUUCCCUGCCUCCUCCUGGGUGGAGUUAGUGCAGCUGAGUCUAGUGGACGGGUCACUGGGCUUCCGAGUCCCAGUCUUGGCUCCUUCUCUAAGGCUGUUUUGUCAUCUGCCACAGGCAUGCCACAAGAACUUGCCAACACAGUGGUGGUGAUAAUCAGAGUUCCCAAUGCCCCUUAAGAAUGCUCAGUAGACAGGAGUUGGCUUAACUCUCCCUGAUCUUCCUCUCCCUUCUCCGUGGACAGAAUCUCACACGUCUGUGAGCCCCCACGUUCAGCAUGAAGUGAGGAGCCCAUCGGAUGACGGGCCAGCUGGCUGGUUGAAGGCCACUGCUGACUUCGCAUUGGAGGUAAUGAGCCAAAAAGAUCAUGUCUGAAAUACAAGGAACGGUUGAGUUUUCUGUAGAGCUACAUAAAUUUUAUAAUGUGGAUCUCUUUCAGAGAGGGUAUUACCAGAUCCGAGUGACCCUGAAGGUGUCCUCAAGGAUCCCCCACAGACUGAGUGCCUCCAUCGCUGGGCAGACAGAGAGCAGCAGCCUGCAUUCAGCCUGUGUCCAUGACAGCACCGUGCACAGCCGGGUCUUUCAGAUCUUAUACCGGAAUGAAGAGGUGCCCAUAAAUGAUGCUGUGGUCUUCCGAGUUCAUUUGCUCUUAGGUGGUGAAAGGAUGGAAGAUGCGCUGAGUGAAGUAGAUUUUCAACUCAAGGUGGAUCUGCACUUUACGGACAGUGAACAGCAGUUGAGGGAUGUGGCCGGGGCACCGAUGGUCAGCAGCCGCACGCUUGGCCUGCACUUCCACCCCCGGAAUGGUCUGCACCACCAGGUCCCGGUCAUGUUCGACUAUUUCCACCUGUCUGUGAUCUCAGUGACCGUCCAUGCUGCCCUGGUGGCUCUGCAGCAGCCCUUGAUCAGUUUUACUCGUCCAGGAAGAGGCUCCUGGCUUGGUAAAGGUGGCCCAGACACCGGACAAGAACAGUCUAUCAUUUCUCUGGAAAACUUGGUCUUUGGAGCUGGAUACUGCAAGCCGACUUCCUCAGAGGGAAGCUUCUACAUCACCUCCGAGAACUGCAUGCAGCACGCACACAAGUGGCACCGAGACCUGUGCCUGUUGCUCCUCCACGCUUACCGGGGACUCCGUCUCCACUUCCUGGUGAUCAUGCGGGACAUCCCAGAGCUGCCACACAUGGAGCUGGAGGCCCUUGCUGUUGAAGAAACACUUUCUCAGCUGUGCUCAGAGCUGCAGAUGUUGAACAAUCCAGAGAAGAUCGCUGAGCAGAUAAGCAAGGAUCUGGCCUGGCUCACGUCCCACAUGAUGGCUCUGUGGACCCAGUUCCUGGACACAGUCACUCUGCACUCCCAAGUGACCACUUAUCUCACCCAGGAACACCACACCCUGAGGGUCCGAAGGUUUUCUGAGGCCUUCUUUUACAUGGAGCACCAAAAGCUUGCAGUCCUGACGUUUCAGGAGAAUCUGAUACAGACGCACAGCCAGCUAUCCCUGGACAUCCGGAACUCAGAGUACCUCACCAGCAUGCCUCCGCUGCCUGCAGAGUGCCUGGACAUCGACGGCGAUUGGAACACCCUGCCGGUGAUCUUCGAGGACAGAUACGUCGACUGCCCUGCGACAGGGCAUAACUUGAGUGUUUAUCCUAAUUUUGAUGUUCCAGUGACAAGUCCUACAAUAAUGAAUCUAAAAGAGAAAGAAGAUAACUGUAUGGUAAAUGGCAAUUUAUCUUUUAGGGAAGACCUUGUCUUGUCUACCAUAAAACCAUCCCAAAUGGAUUCUGAUGAAGAAGUUAUAAAGUGUCCAGAGCUGGCUGAGAAUGUGGCCACACAAAAGCAUAUGGAUGUGUGCUCUGAAUCUCAGGUGUAUAUAACAAUUGGUGAAUUUCAAAACAAAACAGGUGUGCCUGAGGAUGAAUGUUGGACUGGCCAAACAUCUGAUGCUGGGACACAUCCAAUGGCAGAUGUGGAUACUUCUAGAAGGAGUCCAGGCCCAGAGGAUGGACAGGCCCCAGUGCUGACCUACAUUGAUGUAAAAUCUAGCAAUAAAAACCCCUCCAGAGCUGAACCCCUGGUGGCCUUCAAUGCUCAGCAUGAGAACAGGAGCUCUAGAGAUAAGUAUGGAUUAGACAGGACUGGGCCAAGCAAAGUGGUAGUAGGUGGAAGUCACCAAAAUGCCAUCUCUUCAGACAAAACAACUCUCUAUGAAUUAAGUACUCUAGGAAAGGGAAUAGAUCAAGAGGGGAAGAUGGUGCUGCUAAGCUUGAAACUCACCCCCUCUGAGCCCUGUGAUACACUAAAUUCUACUGUGAGGGAGCCCUUAGAUAUUAGGUCUUCCCUAAAGGACUCUCACACAGAAGAACAGGAGGAACUCUCAGUGCUAUCUGGGGUCAUCAAGAGAUCUUCAUCCAUCAUAUCGGAUUCAGGCAUUGAGAGUGAGCCAAGCUCCGUUGCCUGGUCGGAGGCCCGAAGCAGGGCUCUGGAGUUGCCCAGUGAUCGGGAAGUCUUGCACCCAUUUGUUCGAAGACAUGCCCUCCACCGGAACUCCCUAGAGGGUGGGCACACAGAAAGUAACACGAGUUUGCCAAGUGGCAUCCAGGCUUCUCUCACCUCCAUUAGCUCUUUACCUUUUGAGGAGGAUGAGCGGGAGGUGGCACUCACUAAGUUAACCAAGUCUGUAUCUGCUCCCCAUAUCAGUAGCCCAGAGGAGGCUGCUGAAGAUGCAGACACCAAGCAGCAAGGUGGAAGUUUUGCUGAACCUUCAGAUAUGCACAGCAAGAGCCAAGGUUCCCCAGGACCUCGCUCUCAACUUUCUGGUGACUCUGGAACACAGGAUGCUGGAGAGGACCAUCCCCUGGUAGAGAUAGUUUUAGAUGCUGACAACCAGCAGGGCCCUGGAUACAUAGACAUUCCCAAAGGGAAAGGGAAGCAGUUUGAUGAUCAAGGACACUGCCUUCCUGAUGGCAGGACUGAGAACACUCCAGGUGUUGAAACCAAAGGUCUUAAUUUAAAAAUACCACGUGUCAUAGCACUUGAAAACCCCAGGACCAGAUCUCUUCCUAGAGCACUUGUGGAAACCCCAAAGGGCAUACCUAAAGACUUGAAUGUGGGUCAGCCAGCUCUUUCCAACAGUGGCAUCUCAGAGGUUGAGGGUCUCUCUCAACAUCAGGUGCCUGAAUUGAGCUAUACAUCAGCUGCUGAUGCCAUCAACAUGAACUCAACAGGCCAGCAAAGCCAAAGCGGUUCACCUUGCAUUAUGGAUGACACAGCAUUUAAUAGAGGAGUGAAUGCCUUCCCGGAGGCUAAACAUAAAGCAGGCACUGUGUGCCCCACUGUGACCCAUUCCAUUCAUUCCCAGGUUUUGAAAAACCAAGAGCUGAAGGCAGGCACUUCCAUCAUGGGGUCCCAUCUGACCUCUGCAGAGACCUUCACUCUGGACAGUCUGAAGGCUGUGGAGGUUGUGAACUUAUCUGUGUCUUGCACUGCCACCUGUCUCCCUUUCUCAUCUGUGCCCAAGGAGACCCCUGCCAGGGCUGGAUUCUCUUCCAAACAGACCCUGUUUCCCAUCACCCAUCAGCCUUUGGGAUCCUUUGGAGUUGUUUCUACCCAUUCCAGCACGUUGGAUGAGGAAGUCAGUGAAAGGAUGUUUAGUUUUUAUCAGGCCAAAGAAAAAUUUAAAAAAGAACUGAAGAUUGAAGGAUUUCUGUACAGUGACUUAACUGUACUAGCUUCUGAUAUACCAUAUUUCCCACCAGAGGAAGAGGAAGAAAAUUUGGAAGAUGGAAUUCACCUGGUUGUCUGUGUCCAUGGCCUGGAUGGGAACAGUGCAGACCUUCGACUGGUAAAGACUUUCAUAGAACUGGGGCUCCCUGGAGGAAAACUGGACUUCCUGAUGUCUGAAAAGAAUCAGAUGGACACAUUUGCAGAUUUUGAUACCAUGACGGAUCGGUUGUUGGAUGAAAUCAUUCAACACAUUCAGUUGUACAACCUCUCCAUAUCCCGAAUUAGCUUCAUUGGCCAUUCUCUUGGCAACAUCAUCAUCCGAUCGGUCCUCACACGGCCCCGGUUCCGGUAUUACCUCAACAAACUCCACACGUUCCUGUCACUCUCUGGGCCUCACCUGGGAACCCUGUACAACAACAGCACCCUGGUUAGUACAGGCUUAUGGCUCAUGCAGAAACUGAAGAAAUCCGGGUCUCUACUGCAGCUGACCUUCAGGGAUAAUGCUGAUUUGCGCAAAUGUUUCCUCUACCAACUAAGCCAAAAAACAGGGCUGCAGUAUUUUAAAAAUGUCGUGCUGGUUGCUUCUCCCCAAGACCGUUAUGUGCCAUUUCAUUCAGCCAGGAUCGAAAUGUGUAAAACUGCCCUCAAAGACAGACACACAGGGCCAGUUUAUGCAGAAAUGAUCAACAACCUCCUGGGCCCUCUGGUUGAAGCCAAGGACUGCACUUUAAUCCGACACAACGUGUUCCACGCCCUGCCCAACACUGCCAACACCCUGAUCGGCCGAGCCGCUCACAUCGCUGUGCUGGAUUCAGAACUUUUCCUGGAGAAGUUUUUCUUGGUGGCAGGACUCAACUACUUCAAGUAGUGGCUUUGAGGGAGCGGGUCUUUGGUAAUGCUUAAGAUUGGUGGAGAGCUUUAGCUGAGACCUGCUUUUACAGACCUCACCAUUUCGGAAUGAAACUCCAAGGGAACGGCGCUGGGGGAUGGAGGCUGGGGUGGAACCUGAUAUGAGAGGUGCUUUUGUUUUGGAGAUUUGAGAAAGCUGAGCAAAUAGACUACAUGACAACAAACUUUGCUUGAAUUUGUGUAGUUACCUGGAGUGUCAUUCAAGAUGUUUUCUAGGAAAAAUAUGAGAAAAUAAACAGAAGACUUAGGAGUCGGUGAGCUCCCCUUGCUAGCCACGAAUGGCUCACUGAGCGAUUACUCCAAUUUAACUAGACUUGCCCAAUAUGUUACUAGCUUAUAGCUUUAUCAUUUCUGACUAAGUGCACACAAGCAUUUCAGAACUCAGGUUAAUCUCUGUGCAGAAGUGGAACAUAUUUGUGUAAAUAGAAUCCUCAAUAGAUUCAAAUGUGCCACUUGUUCAAGAUGCCCAUAUUCAUUUUCUCUCUUCAUGUUUUCUAAACAAGGGAGCAAGGAAUGCGUUACAAAUCCCAGUUUUAUUUCAUAACAGCAGUGAGCAGGGUGACUUAAGGUAACGAGGGAUAAAGGUGACACUAUUGGUAAAUACAAGUUUGUUACAAAGAAGCACGACUCUAGGAAUAUACUGAAUUAUGAACAGUUGCUCCACCUACUUCCCCAGACUUCUUCUAUGCAGAGCCCUGAUCCACUAAUUAUUGUAGUGAUUGCUUACAUCGUUGUCUGUAGUAGGGAACAUUGGGUGAGACUAACCUAGCAGAAGGGGGCACUGAGAUGAAUGCACACACGUGUGAAGCUCCUGCUGAUACACUUCCAAAGACAUGCUAUGUUAGCAUUUGAUGCAAUUGCAAAAAAUUAAAACCAUUAACGUGGCCAGCUGCUUCUCUCCAUGAAAGGAGAAACACAUCUAAAUGGAGGAGUGCUGGAUUAAAACCUCAGGGGAGCUCUAAGAAGGGUGCUGGUUAUCUUUCAAUAGAAAUGUCUUCUUGCCUUAGGAAAAUAAAGGGCUAGGAAAGGUCACUGCGUUGAUAAAAACCAGUAGACGACAGGGACAAAAGUGAGAUCAGAUAGGAGGAGACCAACCAGACUGAAGACUCAGCAUUAACUGUUAUGGGUAAGUGACUCAAAGAGGAGUUUGGAAAAUCACCAGGAUGCUUAAUGGUCAGGUCUCAAAGACUGAGUAUGUUGUAUGGGCUAAAGGAAAUCUAAAGAAUCAUUUCGUUGUAUGGAAGAGAUGAAUGAACCUGGACAGUAGGGAUAAAUAAGACAGGAGCCUCAUCUUUUGGAGAUCAAAACUCCUGCUUCUGCAAAAAUCCCUUCUGAAGUGUGGAAACACAUCUAGGACUAGGGUUUUCAGCACCUGGACCGUGACUGUAGGUCACUGAUGCCAUGGUAACAAAACCAAGUAAAUCUAAGCUCAUCUGAGAAUUUUGGAUCCUCUUAUAUUAACAGCGUGACUUUGAAAAGUAAAAGCAGACCAUGAGAAUGGGUCCAGAUGGGUAACUUUGCAGGAGUAUAGACAUGUUGGAUUCUGUUUAAGAAAGAGAGAGUUGUUGAAGGAGAGUUGAAUGUCUUGCAAAGGCAGAGUUCCACACAAUGGAUUUAGGGUUUCUCAGUGGGUCCUUUCUAAAUGCUUGUUAUAUCCUGGUCAUAAUGCGUAUGGGUUCACUGAGUCCUCUGGUCUCUUUCCACUGGGAAUUUUUGUCUGAGCUCCCGAGUCAGAGCUGGGCAUAGACUCUGGUUCCUCAUGAGGAGUGCUGUAUUUGCUCUGUAACCUGGGAGACAUUUGUUCCCUAGUCAUGCAACACAUGAUGUUGUGUUUCCUGACCUAGGCAAGUGCCCAUGCUCAGUACAGAACCAUAAGUUGGUAGCAGCUUCUCCUUUCUGGCCAAAUGAUGGGCCCUGUCCCUCUGAUGAGUGCAUUUCAUGUUGUGUUUCCAAUUUUCAUCAGCAAUGUUCGUCAUUCCCUGGUCCUUUGAAAGACUGUGUAGCCCGUGGUUAUGGAGCUGGGAUGAAUCUGAUGAUCAUCAUCUUCUCCAAUAACCAGAUGCCAUUUUUAACUUCAAUAUGCUGUCUGGACAUAGUGAGAACUAAUGGCAAUAAACGUCCAGCUGCAUGGUGCACCUCUUUUUUAUGGGGGUGCUCUGCUGUCUUUGUAAACCCUCUCUGGCCUCUGAACAUCUAUUAUAAUUGUGUAGAAAGUACAUCUCUAUAUUGUAAAUAAGAGUGUCAAGUGUUGCGUGUCAUGCCUCAUUUGAAAAGGCUUUUUUAUGUCUCUUUCUAUUGAAAUAUAGAUAUCUAAUAUAUAAAUAUAUAUACAUAAAAUAUAUAUAAAUAUAUAUUAUGUAAAACAGGGACAUUCUAUUAUUGAUUGUAAAAAUUAUAAACAAAAUGCCUGCCAAGAUAA
Cercocebus atys (sooty mangabey) is the source of this 7627-nucleotide messenger RNA. RefSeq names its product family with sequence similarity 135, member B (gene FAM135B). The record is from RefSeq and is a predicted model, not a curated record. The transcript is spliced from 20 exons. Bases 944 to 5167 code for a protein of 1407 amino acids. NCBI's taxonomy places the organism in Eukaryota, Metazoa, Chordata, Mammalia, Primates, Cercopithecidae.